CAACGAGGUCGGUCACGCAAAAGUUUCUGUGUAAACAGUGAGUCUUUCGCAAAGAAAGCAGAAGAGUGUCGGCCUUGGAAAAGGGAUCGACGAUUGUGUAAUUUCGGUGAAGUCCCCACUUCGAAGCGUGCGCUUCCCGCAGGUUUUCCUUAUAAAGAAAAAAAAGGGCGCAGGAAAACUCGCGAUCGAAACGUCACACGAUCUGACAUCUGGUCGUUGUUUCGCGUGACAUUGUUUUGAUCGGCGUGCGGGAUCUCGUUGGGAAAUCGUUUUCCCUAAAGCAACCUAACACAUCUUAAAGUAAAGAUGCCCCAGUCCGACGGGGGGUAUGUUUCGCUCGGCGGCGGAGGCGGUGGGCUCAACUCGGCGAUCUACAACUCCACCACCGAGCCGCAGUCCGGCCCGAAGACGGUGAUGGAGACGGUGAAGCGCGUCAUCGGGACGGCCAUCGGGGCGCAGGACAAGCACGCGCUGCUGGAGCGCACCGGGGGCGGAGGGGCCCAGCCGUACAUCGUCAGUGCCAGUACUAAUUUCAGAGAUCGCGACAAAACCGGCAAAGCAGCGAACGCAAGAAUGCCAUCCGCACCAGCACACACUGCCGAGGAAGCUCGCCUGCUUGGAGCGAUGCCGGUGGACCCGAUGGACGACAUUGAGCUGCGCUCGGUGCAGCUACAGUAUCCGAACCAGCGCGGCUCGAUAGUCGGCUCGUGCGACCUACGGCGCGUCCCGACGGACAAGGGCGACAUUCUGGUGGCGGUGCAGGGCGAUACAACGAAGCCGGCGAUCGUGACGUACCACGAUCUGGGAUUGAACUAUGCAUCAAGCUUUGCCGGGUUCUUCAACUUCCCCACGAUGCGCUCGCUGCUGGACAACUUCUGUGUGUACCACGUGAACGCACCCGGCCAGGAGGAAGGUGCUCCGACGUUCCCGGAAGACUACGUGUACCCCACGUUCGACGAGCUGGCAUCGCAGCUGUUGUUUGUGAUGACACACUUCAAUUUGAAAUCCAUCAUCGGGUUCGGCGUUGGCGCUGGGGCAAACAUUCUUGCCCGCUUCGCCCUGGCCAAUCCGGAUAAGGUCGGCGCACUCUGCCUUAUCAACUGCAGCUCGACGGCGGCCGGCUGGAUCGAAUGGGGCUACCAGCUGCUGAACACCCGUAAUCUCCGCACGAAGGGCAUGACCCAGGGUGUGCUGGACUACUUGAUGUGGCAUCACUUCGGGCGGAAUCCAGAGGAGCGCAAUCUGGAUCUGGUUCAGCUGUACAAGAGCAACUUUGAGCGUUCGAUUAACCCAGUUAACUUGGCCAUGCUGAUUGACGCCUACAUUAAGCGUACGGAUUUGAACAUCGCCCGAACACCUUCCGGCUCACCACAAACAGUUGCCGCCCCGUCGCUGAAGAUGCCCGUGCUAAACAUUACUGGCGCGUUAUCGCCCCACAUCGAUGAUACAGUAACGUUCAACGGUAGACUUAUCCCCGAGAAGACUAAUUGGAUGAAGAUCUCCGAUUGCGGUUUGGUACUGGAGGAGCAACCGGGCAAGCUGGCCGAAGCAUUCCGACUGUUCCUGCAGGGUGAAGGCUACGCACCAACAUUUUCACCGCAUGCUAAAUACCAUACUACCACUGCUGCUGCUGCUACUGCUGCUACUGCUGCUGCUAUGGCAACUGCAAUCAACCGCCACAACAACAACAACAACAACAACAACAAUGAAAUGGUGUCGUGCAAUAACCACAAUCAAGAGUUCGACAAGCUGAACGGCAACGUGAUGGCGCUGGCGGGCGGUGGUGGUGGCGGUGGCGGCGGCGGUAGCUCCGAACAGCCAGCAGCGGCCGGAGGCAACGGCAACGGAAACGGAAGCGGUGGCAUCGGCAUCACAGCAACGGCGAAUAUCUCGAGCACCGGUAGCGCGUGCAUUGGCGGAAGCGCCACCAGUGCGGCCAUCUACGAGAGCCGGUCGAAGAAUGGCGCCAUCCGAAUAACGGAGAACCCGCUGCCCGAGAACGUGGCGUGCUAG
Molecule: messenger RNA, 2013 nt
Organism: Anopheles coustani
Lineage: Eukaryota; Metazoa; Arthropoda; Insecta; Diptera; Culicidae
Gene: MESK2
Product: protein NDRG3
Exons: 12
Coding region: 307-2013 (568 amino acids)
Biological process (GO): signal transduction
Cellular component (GO): cytoplasm
Source: RefSeq, a predicted model, not a curated record